CUCGCUCUGGCUUUCUUAUUUGCGCUUCUGGUGGACUUGAUCAGUGUGGUUGGAGCGGAGAAUUUCCCCGGGAACCGUGAGGCUUUCUUCCACGGCAUUCGUGGGUUUUCCCGGCCAAGCAGAGGUCACAGGCACCCUGUUCAUCACUCGAACAGGUUCCCACUCUACAUGAUGCAGCUCUACCGGACUCUACUCGAGGGAGACACGGCCAGGGCGCCAACUGUCAGCACCGCCCGGACCAACAGCGAUGACAACCCCCGCCUUCACGACUCUGACUCGGUACUCAGUCUGGUUGCCAAAAGUGAGUAUUGUUAUUUUACAUUUUAGUCAUUUAGCUGACGUUCUAAUCCAGAGAGAUUUACAGUUAGUGAGUGCAUACAUUUUUCAUACUUGCCCCCCAUGGGAAUCGAACCCACAAACCUGGCGUUGCAAGCGCCAUGCUCUACCAACUGAGCCACAUGAGACUUACAAAACACUUACUUCACUUAGUUUAUAUCGUGGAUUUUUUUCUGUUUAAAAUUAAUUACAUUAUGUUUUGGAGAUGUUUGAAAGCACUUUUAUGCACCAUAAUUGGACACACUAAUUCAAUGUGAAGUCAUAUUUGAACUAUUAUGAUUGCAUAAUUCAAUGUACCCUCAGUAAACAGUAAAUAAACAGUGAUUUGAAUUUAGGCUACAUGCCUACUGCGCGUUUUGAUUACUUUGCGCUUCUCAAUUAUUUUAGCACUUGGAAAUCUUAUACAAUGCUGCUUAUUGUGAAGAGCCUAGCCAAUGCAUAAUUUCAGCGCGUAUUAUUUAAAAGUGUGUAUACUAGCCCCAGGCUGUCUGUUAUAACAGUGUCAGGCGCGGAGCAAUACACGCUGCGACAGUAACAACAUUCUACUUUAUCAACUGCUUAUCGCAUGUCAAAAGAGGACGUGUGAAAGCUGUCUUGUGGCACGCAUUUUUCUUGCUCACUGUGGGCAACAAUAAAAUGCAUGUGACACUAUCUGGGCAACAAUAAAAGGCAUGUGACACUAUCUGUGAUUGUAAUGAAUGGGACAUAAUCUGAUAGUCAAAGAGGUGAAAGAGAGAGGAUUGCACACUUUCAUAAUCAUAGUCUGCAUCAUGCAUUGCUAACUGAUAUUCUAUGUUAUCUCUCCAGGUUGUCACCAGAGCGGUGGGAGGUGGUCUGUCACCUUUGACAUGUCCUCCAUCUCUGCAAGUGACAAUGUCCAGCGCUCCGAGCUGCGGAUCCGCCUGCCUGCCUUCUCUGCCUCUGAGCGUGUCACUGUGGACAUGUACCACUCCCAGAGAUGCUCCUACUCCAGCCCGCCAUGCCCAAAGGAGAGCCUCUUCCUGGGCUACCUGAAGGCAGAGCCAAGCUCCCUGACCUCCACAUCCAACUGGAGGGUGUUUAACGUCACCGCCCUGCUCCACUACUACUGGCUGCACCAGAAAGGCUCCGCAACUGGCCAGGAAGAGAGAAGGCCAGUGGAGAGAGAGGAGGAGGAGGGUCAGGAGAGGGUCCUGCACCCCACAGCCGACCGGGUUAUGGUGGUGGUCUUCUCCAAGCACCAGGCAGAGAAGCGGGCUCCCACCCUCAUCCACACCGCUGAGCACUCCAAGUACGUCACUCUGGACUGGGAGCAAGCUGUAGCUGGGGCCGAUCCUGCUGUCAGCGUAGAGGUAGAGGGCGGAAAGGGAGCCAGUCGCAGGAAGAGGCACGGGCACCACCAAAGAGCAGGAGUGGCUGGGGUGGCCCCUGGCGUGGCCCCCAUGGAGGAGAGGAAGGACCCAUUGUGCAGGAAGGUGGACAUGUGGGUGGACUUUGACCAGAUUGGCUGGAAGGAGUGGAUUGUUUACCCCAAGCGCUACAACGCCUACCGCUGUGAAGGCAGCUGCCCUACCCCAGUAGACGAGACCUUCACCCCCACCAACCAUGCUUACAUGCAGGUAAGACUGCCAACAUUACAUGAUCACUGCUGAAAACGAACAUGUUUGAAAUAGAGCCUUUGAUUUGUUUCCUAUUACAAUAUUGCAUUUUCAAAUUAGUUUAUGAUUUCACUUGCACUAACAUCUCUCUCUCUCUUCUCUCUCCAGAGUCUGCUGAAACUUCACCACCCAGACAGGGUCCCAUGCCCGUCCUGUGUGCCCACCCGCCUGGCCCCUCUGUCCAUGCUGUAUUACGAGAACAGCGAGGUGGUGACGCGGCACUUUGAGGGCAUGGUGGUGGAGGAGUGUGGCUGCCACUGAGCAGCCUGUGUGCCAACAUGGACACCCCAUAGGCACUUUCCAUCCCAGAAAACACCACUCUGUCCCAGCUUCUGCUCUCAAUGUGCAGGCCUCAGGAAGAAAGUUGAGGUGCAAAGGUGUGGGCUUACUAUGUGAGUGUAGCCUCAAAGCUCAAGGCUUUUCUACAAGGGCAGCUGCUGCUUUCAGCCAUGCUAAACAAUGGAUAUACUGGACACUGAAGCAGACUGAACACAAGCACUGAAAAAUAUCAAUAGAAUCACUGAUAAUACCUGCAUACAUAUAUAAUGUAUAGGGACUAAUGAUUAAGGCAAAAGCCGAUACAAGGACAAUGCGGACCCCUAAAGUGCUUUAAUUCCUCUGUAUGACCCAGUGUUGAUACAGAUACAGUAUUAUUUUAAAAUGUAAAUAUUUCAUAUGAGAAAUGUAUUUUUUUUAAG
Coregonus sp. 'balchen' is the source of this 2671-nucleotide messenger RNA. The record is from the annotation of a GenBank genome assembly. NCBI's taxonomy places the organism in Eukaryota, Metazoa, Chordata, Actinopteri, Salmoniformes, Salmonidae.